UGCUAGGACAUAUAAACCGUCAAAUCUUCAUGUGUUGUACGUAGACUGAUUUGGUCAGUUGUGCGUUAUUGACCAAUAAUUCUGGUUUGACAACCUCCGCGUCUGUUUGUUUGAGCUGUCAAUGGGAUCUGUGCUUUAAAUUACUUAAAACAGCAGACUAACUCCACUGGCUUGAAGCCCAGACACUGCGGUGGCAAUCGCUCUCUGCUAUUUCUCUAUUUGAGAUAUACAAGGCUGUCAUGUUCAAUGAUUUUAUUCCAAGAAAACGAAUAUUUCGCUAACAGUUGAUAAAAUGGUGCAUUUCUCCGUGCCAAACACAGAAAGUGGAGUUCGCCUUUAAGAGCGGGAUGGGCGGGGGCGUGGCUCAACCCGAAACAAUCUCCCUGCUGCACUACUUCCUACAUGAGCCCGGCAUCUGGAGCGAGGGAGUCUCGGGGUUGCCUUCCGUGGCGUUUGACGGAGUGUUUACCUGCUAUUUCACUGGACAGCUUGCGAUCUGAGGGGAAGGCUGUCAACGUCUCCCUGAAUGUGAGUGCACCGUCCUUACGCUAUAGCCACUGGCCAAGAUGAGCGGAGAAGUGGUUUGCUGCGGCUGGUUAAGAAAAUCCCCGCCAGAAAAGAAGUUGAGGCGAUAUACCUGGAAGAAGCGUUGGUUCAUUCUCCGGAGUGGACGGAUGAGCGGUGACCCUGAUGUCCUGGAGUACUACAAAAAUGACCAUUCCAAAAAGCCAAUCCGGGUGAUAGACCUUCACUUCUGUGAGCAGGUCGACGCAGGGCUGACAUUCAAAAAGAAAGAGUUCCAAGACAGCUUUGUGUUUGAUAUCAAAACAAUCGAUCGUACGUUUUAUCUGGUGGCGGAGACGGAGGAGGAAAUGAACAAGUGGGUCCGAUCCAUUUGCCAAAUCUGUGGCUUUAAUCAAUCAGAUGAGAACACAGAUGUUUCCAGAAACGCAGCGGUUGGAUCGCAGGUUCCUCGUUCAUCUAUUGCUGACUUUGGAAUGAUUGGAGAACAUGGUGCCCAGGGCUCUGCACUCACCAGUCAGCCAUCUGUGUUCACAUUUGAAACCGCAAACCAGCUUCAGUCCGUUCUUUCCUCCAGUGUACCACAGGACUACCUCCUUCUCCACCAAUGUAUGAGCAGGAAGACUGAAAGUACUAGGAGUGCCAGUUUUUCUCAGUCUAUGCACUUCCCUGGCUCCGCAAUGAGGGAUGGAGAGACCACUGCACAAAGAUCACCACGGGGUUCCUCGCACUGUGUCAACGGGAUCAGUGGACAAAUUCAGGGUUUUCAUAGUUUACCAAAACCAGCAAAACAACAUAUGGAGCAAAGAGACACCAUUGCCUAUAACUUGCCUAGGAGUCUGGGGUCUGAUGAAGUAGUCAGAUUUGGCUCACCAGGGUUAGACAACGAUGAUGAAGCAGUGUACACAUACAAUACUCCCAAUAACACACUUUGUAGACGGCUUAGUGAGAUUUCCACGGACUCUAAUGAAAUUCCAUCCACACCUACGUCUGUCUACCAUAUUCCGAGGACAUUCACCUUUGACAAAAACCACAACGCUCUAUCCACAAACUCUGGUGAGUCAGCCUCUGCACCCCCUCCAAGGCCACCAAAACCUACACAGGUAGAUUGGAAGUCUGAAAGAAAUAGUCCUAAGCAGCAUUCUCGAAAUGGCAAGGGCAAGCAACCAACGUCAGCAGCAACAAUCCCCCGAAGGAACACCAUUCCAGCAGUGGAUAGCAACAGACUUCACAGAGCUUCUUCAUGUGAAUCAUACGACCGCCCCAGCCUUACUUCAAAUACUGAAGGGCGCUCUGUGGAGUCUGUUAAUGAUGGAUUCAGCUCUUACUUGAGAACAAAGUACAGAGAUUCCCAGUCAGAAAGUGUGGAAUCUGAGGACAACUAUGUACCAAUGAACCCAGGUUCCCUGUCCCCAUUUGUUACAACCGGCUUGGAAAGUCAUCAAGACGUCUACAUACCGAUGAGCCCUGGUCCCCACCACUUUGACUUUACCGGAUUCUCUUCAGCUACAUUUCCGACCCGCAAAGGAAGUACAGCUUCUUUCCCUUUCAAACCCAAUAUUCCUGCAGACUUGUUGCCACCUCCAGUCAACCGGAACCUCAAACCUGACAGAAAAUCCAAGGCAGGAACUUUGGAAGCAAGAAACCAUGCUGCCUUUGAUGAACUUCCCUUCAAGUCUCCCAUUACCAGAUCUUGGUCCAGGCCAGUAGCUGCUGUAAACCCCAUUUCUUCACAAAUUUGCCGCCCGUUGUCAACACAGAGUGUCACCAGCACUGACUCAGGAGACAGUGAAGAGAAUUAUGUUGCAAUGCAGAAUCCAAUGUCUACCUCUCCAAUGAAUGCUGUGACUGGCAGUCCUAUUACAAGGAAGACUGGAAACGUUGAUUAUUUAUCCUUGGAUUUUCAGCCCAGUUCUCCUGGUCCUCAUCGAAAGCCUUCCACAUCCUCUAUGACAUCAGAUGAGAAAGUGGACUACGUGCAGGUGGACAAGGAAAGGACCCAGGCUCUACAGAAUACCAUGCAGGAGUGGACCGACGUGAGGCAAUCCUGUGAGGCUCUCAAGAGCCUGAAGUAGCAAGGCAACUGUUAAAUAGUUGAAAGAUAAACUAUUUUCUUAAAACAUCUGGAUUUUCUGGUGCAAGUUAUGCCAGAAAUGGGAAAGAAAAGGAAUUAUGAAAUGCCUCAAAACUUUACAAGUGAGGUGUCUUCGCCUUUUGAUAAAAAGCAACCACUUUAUUCUACCUGUCCACAUCAGCAGGGUCAUUCUCAGAACAGUUCACGGGCAUUAGCUGAAGCAGGUUUCAUAGUCCUCAAGCAUUCGUAGCAACUUAUAUCCACUGUUGUCCUUUAUUAGAAUAAAAUACUUGUCUGCCUGAUUAGAAUACUGCAACACAAGGUGAAAUAACCAUUUCUUUUUGCAACACUGUAAAUGCCGGUUUGUGAAUCUAGUACUAGUGACAAAUCUAUGACCACUUAUCUGAAGAAUCCCAUGGAUUGUCAUGUUUGCUUACAAAAUUGAGUUGGGAUGCUUCCUACAUAAUUAUUUAAAGAAAUAAGAACACUCCGAAUCAUAUACUGUUAAUAAGUACCGAAGCAUCAUUGAAUUACUUCAGUGUGUGAUAAUUGUCUGAAACAAACUCUCAGAUGAAUUUUCAAAAUGCCACUUAAUCCUAAAACUCAAAGCAAAAAAGUGAACUGCAGAUGUUGGAAAUCUGAAAUAAAACACAAAAUGUUGGAAAUACUCAGUAGUUCAAGCAGCAUACAUUUAGAGAAAAACAUGUUAAUGUUUCCAGUGAACCUUUCAUCAGAGCAUAAAAUGGUGAUUGGUGAAAAUACAUUAAUUCUAAGGUAGAUUUAUUUAAAAUGACAAAGACCUGGUUAUGUAUGGUGCAAUUAUUAUUAUUGGAAGUGGUAAUGUUUGCAAACCCUUCCAAACAAACUGAAUGAUUUUCAUUUUUUUAUUGUUCUGAGGCAAAAAAACCAAAACAAAUAGAUUUGAAUUCACUCUA
Messenger RNA from Hypanus sabinus (Atlantic stingray), 3531 nucleotides. RefSeq names its product GRB2-associated binding protein 2 (gene gab2). Lineage: Eukaryota; Metazoa; Chordata; Chondrichthyes; Myliobatiformes; Dasyatidae. The record is from RefSeq and is a predicted model, not a curated record. Bases 567 to 2597 code for a protein of 676 amino acids. The transcript has 10 exons.